UUCUAUUUUUGUAAAGUUUCAUUCAUUCCUCCCCUUUACCAUUAUCUGAUCUCAAAACAUCAAAAAAAUGGAGCCUAUAUUCCUUUGUUUGUUCUUUCUCUUCACCCUCACUUCAGCACAAUCCAUUGAUUCAUCACCAAACAUGCAGCCUACAGCUUCUUCUCCAAAACCAAAAGUAAACUCACUAAUUAGUCAUUCUUCAUACCCUCCUGGAUAUGAACACUCAGCAAUAUCUCCGUCAUCAGAAACAGAAUCAGUUAAUUCAGAAACAGCUUCUUAUUCUCAUUCUGGCAUCUCUUUUCCUCCUUCAGAUGCUCCUUCACUCUCACCAUCUAAAUCAGAACUAGAAUCAGAAUCAGAAUCGUCUUCCUUUGAACCAUCAGAAUUUUCUUCCAUUUCCACUGAUUCUAUUUCCUCCAGUGAUCAAGCAGCCGCUUCCGGUCUAUCUUCUUCUCUUAUGUCCAAUACUCAAAACGACGACGGUGCAAGUGCUAAUCAUGAUACUACUAUAAAGAAAAUAUGCGACAAUACUGACUACCCUGAUCUUUGCACCGCAACUGUUGCUCCAUUUAUGCGUGGAAGUGCUGUCAAUGUACAAAAAGUUCUUGAAGUAGCUAUGAAGGCAAGCGAUCAGUUUGCCAAAUUGGGAUUUGCAGCUGCGAAAAGAGCUUCUGAAUCCCCUGCUAUUCCCCCUAACACUAAGAAAAUGCUUAAAACUUGCCUGGAUAGUUGGGAUACUGUGUUGUACAAUUACGAGCAAGCUAUUGAGGCUCUGCGUAUUCAUGACAGUGGACGUAUGAGCACUAUGCUCAGUGCUGCUAUUACUGAUAUUUCAGAUUGUGAAGAUGCCUUUGAAGGUGUGAUUUCUCCUUUGAUUGAGUAUGGUGAAAAGAUGAUCAAAAUGACUAGUAUGUGCCUAGCCAUUGUUUCACAAAUCGCGAGUUAGAUCACAAAAUUUUCUUUUUUUUCACAGCACACAAUUGAUCCUUAAUCACCUCGCCUAAUGUUAUUUGCACUAACUUCCGUUGUUAUGGCGCACCCGUGCACCGGGUGUGCCAUAAUAACAUUCCAAAUGAUCGUAUCAUACUUCCGUAUAGGAAUUCAUUUGUGUUAUUGUGUCUAAACAUUUUGUACAUGAGUUCGAUUGCACUUUUUAUGCUCUAAUUUAGUCAGUGAUAUACAAAGCAACACAAAAUUAGAUAUAUUACAUAAAAUCUAACAGAAUAAGAAGAUGGUUAUAUUUGAAGGGAGCAAUAUAAAGAGUCAACGAGCCCCAUUAUUGUGGGAAUAUUGCAGAUCAAAUUACUUAAUUUUAAAUGUAAAGCAAUAUAUAACUAUCACAUCAUAUAUAUAUUAUAAUAAAAGUGGGAAGCUCCUAUCUUCCAAGUUAGAUUACAG
This is a messenger RNA of Nicotiana tabacum (common tobacco), 1398 nucleotides long. RefSeq lists its product as uncharacterized. Lineage: Eukaryota; Viridiplantae; Streptophyta; Magnoliopsida; Solanales; Solanaceae. Gene Ontology annotation, molecular function: enzyme inhibitor activity. The record is from RefSeq and is a predicted model, not a curated record.